This is a messenger RNA of Penicillium argentinense, 810 nucleotides long. It is a transcript of the gene gliF, whose product is annotated as cytochrome P450 monooxygenase gliF. The record is from RefSeq and is a predicted model, not a curated record. Gene Ontology annotation, molecular function: monooxygenase activity; heme binding; iron ion binding. The transcript has 3 exons. Lineage: Eukaryota; Fungi; Ascomycota; Eurotiomycetes; Eurotiales; Aspergillaceae. Bases 1 to 810 code for a protein of 269 amino acids.
AUGGACACCUCAGUCUACCUCCACCAGUACCCGAGAACUGCGGUUGCGGCCUCGUUUUUUGAAUUGGCCUGCUAUACUGGCGUUGGCGAUCAAGACAUUGUGAAAACACUGGAGGAGGGCCAUGCUAAGUUAGUUAUUCUUCCCGUCUCUGAAAUUGACACCGUUAAACCCUUUCCGGAGACCCAGCUGUCCAUCAAGAAGCACCACUACGACCAAUUCCUUGUGGAAUACUCAUACACGGGCACUGAGGCCAAUGAAUUCGACGACGCGAUGAGAUAUAUUCUAGUCCGCAACACUCCGGCUGGGUUGGCCUCCCUUACGGCCGAGAUCGACUAUGCCAUGGCGACUGUGCUCCAGCUCGCGCCCAAUUCCUGGACCCGACUGAAACCGCAGUCGAUCAUGCCCAAGGUUGCCACGAUCCUGUCUGGCCACGCCUUUGUCGGGCUGCCGCUCAGUCAAGAAGAAGAUUGGAUCGAGUCGAACGUCAAUUACACUCAGGACGUCUCUCGCGUCUUGAUGGUUUUACGCUUCUACCCGCACUGGAUUCGACCGUUGGUGGCGCCGUUUCUGCGCGAGGUCAAGGCCCGCGUGCAGUCCAAAGCGCUCAUCGGCAGGAAGAUUGAAAAAAUAUCUCGCGAUCGAGAGCAGCAGAAGCCGUCCUCCACAAAAGAGAAGAUCCCUGGUGGGGACAUGAUCGCCUGGUUUGAGUCGCAGUAUCAGGGGAAACCAGCCACGGCCAAGCAGCUCACGCGCGAUCAACUGCUUGCCACAGUAAAUUAUAAAGAUGGCGCUAUGAGAAAUCCGGAAUAA